GACAAGAUACAACCUGAUGACCCAGAUUCCGACUACGGUGACGAAUGCGCGAUUGACAAUGAUGACAGCGCCGACGUGUUUAGCGUCAGCGAGGAGACUUUCUUUCAGCGUAUCGAACCCAAGGUUGGCCUGAACUCGCAUUGCUCUCUUCUUACCCUCUUGUUUAAGCAGAAGACAAACGACAGAGGGGUGGGCAAUGUUGUCCCUCAGUCCACCUCGGCACUCCCUUGGACUCUUCCCAGCCAGCCGGCCCCGCCUACCUUGGCUGGCUCUCCCGACGAUACCGACGGUACUCCGUUGAUGAUGAGCCGCGGUAAGACCUCGGUGCCGCUGAAGUCCAUCACUGAGGCGCCACCGUUCUCCGCUAGGCCUGUCAACGCGAGUAUCAAUAACGAUAAUGCGACUCUUCCCUCCCCCCAAACCACUCGAUGCAACAUGAUCGCAACCGAAGUUGCGGAGUCUGUCCGAAGG
This is a messenger RNA of Colletotrichum godetiae, 471 nucleotides long. RefSeq lists its product as uncharacterized. Gene Ontology annotation, biological process: negative regulation of transcription by RNA polymerase II; mitochondria-nucleus signaling pathway; regulation of nitrogen utilization. The transcript has a single exon. The record is from RefSeq and is a predicted model, not a curated record. The annotation marks the transcript as partial. NCBI's taxonomy places the organism in Eukaryota, Fungi, Ascomycota, Sordariomycetes, Glomerellales, Glomerellaceae. Gene Ontology annotation, cellular component: cytoplasm.